AUGAAUUGUCUUAUUGGUGACAAAGUUUUCCCCUCGUCUAACCAAAUAGAUGUGUGCACGAAAGGGGUCCACGUCGCAAGCGUGAUGCACAGAAUUGAAAACAGUGGCUGUGCAUUCUUCGUGGACACUGAAGGACAAGGAGACGAAGGCAUUGAGAGUGACGCUACCCUCCUGACACCAAUUCUUCUUUUGUCGAAAGUAAUCCUGUUUAAUUGGAAAGGUGGGCUCCAGAAGAACAAUAUCCUGAACGAGCUUGGUCUUCUUGUUGAGGUCGCCAGCCGUGUGUCGUCAAACAGUCUCGAGAGGCCGAAAUUUGGACAUCUACAUAUUGUGUUACGGGAUUUUCACUUUGAAGGCACCGACGAGGAAGCUCUUGCCAAGAUUUUUGACGAAGAAAUGAAACGCGGCGAGGACGUUAAUCAAAGGAACAAGGUUCGUGAGAAGCUGCGCUCCUCGUUCGAAAGCAUUAAAGUCUUUACCCUUCCAACACCCUCCGGAGACGUGAGCAAUCUUGAUCUCCGCACUACUUCUGAAGAGUUCCAAACACGCAUCGAAGAAUUAAAAAGCAUCAUAUCUGGUCAAUUGAAAGAGCCACGUAGCUUUGGUAACUUCGUUGUUAAUUUCGAGAACGUCGAUGACCUUGUGAAAACAUUUGCGCAAAAUCUGGAAAACGGUGACAUUGUCAAUGUCAAGUCAGUGGUCAGGCAGCUUCAACGUGGUACAGUUGACAAAGCAAAACGGUGCUUCGAGGAAAAUCUUAUCAAAGCUUACAAGGUUAUCAAUACUCCUGUGAAACAAGAUCUCGAAGAGCACCUCAUCAAGAAAAGCGAUGCUCUUCUGGGCAAGUUUAGAAGAAGCACAGCACAAGUUGACCUCGAGAAGGAAUAUGUAAACAGUGUACUUCAAGAUUUGAAAACAUGGGCCUCCAUGAGAUUAAAGGAUAAAGUUGAGGCUAAGGAAAAGGAGGAAAAAUCGAAUCAGCAAAUACGUUUGAUGAAAGCUGUCGAAGAUUUUAGAUGGGCAGUGGAGGUAGAGUUGCAGAGGCAAGAAGAAACAGACGUCCCCAGUCUUCGGAAAACUUUUCAACAGAAGAAGAGAAAAAUUAUCGAGAUAUUCCAGAAUAGUACCAGCGGUCUACAUCUAGUUACCCAGUGUACAGAAGAAGAGCUAAGAAUGUUAGAAAGUUGGACUGCGAGGAAGUUCGAAGAAAAGGUUGAAGCUGUAGAAAAAGAAGAGCGCCAGCGGAAGAGUGGUAUGUUACUUCACGUUGCAUUUCUACUGUGA
Dendronephthya gigantea is the source of this 1284-nucleotide messenger RNA. RefSeq lists its product as uncharacterized. The record is from RefSeq and is a predicted model, not a curated record. The transcript has 2 exons. Lineage: Eukaryota; Metazoa; Cnidaria; Anthozoa; Malacalcyonacea; Nephtheidae. Gene Ontology annotation, molecular function: GTPase activity; GTP binding. The coding region runs from base 1 to 1284 and encodes 427 amino acids.